UCCAUUUUUGUUCCCCCUGUUUUGUAAGGAGCAAAGCUAGCAGACUUCAGCCAUGGAAGAUUGCAAAAUGGAGGACUCUUCAUAUCAAAGAGAAAUACCUCACCAACAAAUGCCUGGAAGACACAAGGGUGGCUUCAUUACAAUGCCAUUCAUAAUAGCGAAUGGAUCAUUUGAGAAAGUGGCAGCCUAUGGGCUGGUUCCCAACAUGAUACUGUAUCUGAUCAAAGAUUAUCACGUGGGUGUUGCUAAAGGCACCAAUAUUCUGUUUUUCUGGCAAGCUGCUACCAAUUUCACACCUAUAUUGGGUGCUUUUGUCGCUGAUUCACAUCUGGGUCGUUUCCUAACCAUUGGCUUGGGCUCCAUUUGUAGUCUCCUGGGGAUGACACUUUUAUGGUUAACGACUAUGGUUCCACAAUCAAAGCCUCCAUCCUGCGACAUAAUGGCCCAAAGCUGCAGAUCUCCAACAGCGGGUCAGAUGACUCUAUUAUUCUCCUCAUUUGUUCUCAUUGCCAUUGGAGCUGGUGGUGUUAGACCAUGCUCCUUAGCAUUUGGUGCUGACCAAUUGGACCGAAGAGAUAAUCCGAAAAACGACAGGGUCCUCGAGAGCUUCUUUGGCUGGUAUUAUGCUUCUGUAGCUAUUUCUGUUCUAAUUGCAUUGACGGGCAUUGUUUACAUUCAAGAUCACCGUGGAUAUAGAGUAGGAUUUGGAGUUCCAGCAAUCUUAAUGUUGAUCUCCGCACUUGUGUUCUUCCUUGCUUCUCCCUUAUAUAUUAAGCAGACGGCAAGCAAGAGCUUGCUUACUGGCUUUGUACAAGUGAUUGUCGUCGCUUAUAAAAACCGGAAUCUACCAUUUCCGAUAAUCCGAAAAACGACAGGUUACCAUUACGAGAGAAAUUCAAAUAUUGUUGUACCAACUGACAAAUUAAGAUUUUUAAACAAGGCUUGCAUCAUCAAUAAUCCAGAACAAGACAUUGCCCUGGACGGCUCAGCCUCCAAUCCAUGGAGUCUUUGCACAAUAGAGCAAGUAGAAGAGCUGAAAGCACUUGUUAAGGUCUUACCAUUGUGGUCUACAGGGAUCAUAAUGUCAAUCAAUUUAAGCCAGUAUACAUUCCCUGUGCUUCAAGCAAGCUCUAUGGACAGACACCUUACAAAAAAGUUUCAGAUUCCCGCUGGCUCGUAUGGAAUGUUCAACGUCAUCUCCCUUGCGCUAUGGGUUAUUCUUUACGAUCGUGUGAUUCUCCCUCUGAUAUCAAAGAUGAAGGGUAAAUCAGUAAGGAUUGGUGUCAAACUAAGGAUGGGAAUUGGACUAUUUCUUACCUGCAUUGCCAUGGUAGUUUCAGCCAUUGUCGAGAACGCAAGACGAAGGGAAGCAAUUCGGGACGGGUUUCAAAACAACCCUCAAGCAAUUGUGAAAAUGUCUGCUAUGUGGCUUGUGCCACAGUUUUGCUUGAAUGGGAUAGCUGAGGCUUUCACUGCAAUAGGGCAGACAGAGUUCUUCUAUUCUGAGUUGCCCAAGAGUAUGUCGAGCAUUGCUGCUGCCCUCUUCGUACUGGGGUUGGCAGUGGCAAAUUUGCUAGCGAGUGCUGUUGUGAGCAUCAUUGAUGACAUUACUUCAAAAGGCGGUAAAGACAGCUGGGUCUCGAGUAACAUAAACAAAAGUCGAUUUGACAACUACUACUGGGUUCUUGCCAUAUUGAGUUUCAUCAAUCUAUUUUAUUACUUCCUCUGUGCCUGGGCUUAUGGACCGUCCGGACGACAAGCGACAAAGGUUAAGGCCUUGCCGGGAAGAUGAGUUGUCUAAUAUGGGCACCGAAGAGGAUAAUAGAUGAUUACACCGAUCAAUCUUUGUUAGUUUGGCAGUGUUUUGGAAUUACCGUUGCAGAUCAAAUUUGGCUACAUAUAAAUAUAUAGUGUUGGUGUUUAGUAAGUAGGGAAUAUAGUUUUUGAAACCAUAUAAAAUCUUUUUCUUGUGUGAA
Hibiscus syriacus is the source of this 1976-nucleotide messenger RNA. Its product is annotated as protein NRT1/ PTR FAMILY 1.2-like. The transcript is spliced from 5 exons. Gene Ontology annotation, cellular component: plasma membrane. The coding region runs from base 53 to 1792 and encodes 579 amino acids. Gene Ontology annotation, molecular function: transmembrane transporter activity. Gene Ontology annotation, biological process: transmembrane transport. NCBI's taxonomy places the organism in Eukaryota, Viridiplantae, Streptophyta, Magnoliopsida, Malvales, Malvaceae. The record is from RefSeq and is a predicted model, not a curated record.